Messenger RNA from Telopea speciosissima, 3655 nucleotides. Its product is annotated as probable LRR receptor-like serine/threonine-protein kinase At4g36180. The coding region runs from base 215 to 3643 and encodes 1142 amino acids. The record is from RefSeq and is a predicted model, not a curated record. Gene Ontology annotation, molecular function: protein kinase activity; ATP binding; protein binding. The transcript has a single exon. Gene Ontology annotation, cellular component: plasma membrane. NCBI's taxonomy places the organism in Eukaryota, Viridiplantae, Streptophyta, Magnoliopsida, Proteales, Proteaceae. Gene Ontology annotation, biological process: protein phosphorylation.
GAGAGAGAGAGAGAAGAGAGAGAAGAAGAAGGGUUUGCAACGCAUGGAGAUGACCCUGUCUUCCUCUGCAAACGUUCUCAGGCAAACCCAUUCUCAGAACUUGUCAUUUGUAAAAGACGCUCCAAGUCCCCACAACGCACUACUUCUUCCAAACACACAAAUAUAACCCAAACACAGAGACUCAGAGAGAGAGAGAAAGCUGUCAUUAUCAUCCAUGGCGACGAUUACAACUACUAUUCUCCUUCUCUUCUUGACGCUUGUCUCUGUUUUCUUCUCUUGCUACGCUCAAAGAAGCCCACUUGUUCUAGCAGAGAUUGAAGCUCUUACAUCCUUCAAGCUUAAUCUGAAAGACCCACUUGGUGCUUUAACCGGCUGGGAUUCAUCCACUCCUUCCGCUCCAUGCGACUGGCGUGGUAUCCUCUGCUACAAUGGCCGUGUUCGUGAGCUCCGCUUACCUCGUUUCCAGCUCUCUGGCCCUAUCUCUGAUAGCCUUUCUAAUCUUCAGGAGCUACGCAAGCUUAGUCUGCGCUCCAACCACUUCAAUGGCUCUAUACCUAAAUCCAUCUUCAAAUGCUCCCAACUUCGUGCCCUUUUCCUUCAGUACAACUCCUUCUCCGGCCGUCUCCCACAAGAGAUCGCCAACCUCACCGAUCUUCAGGUCUUCAAUGUAGCUGACAACCUCCUUUCCGGUGGAAUUCCAGCUGAUCUUCCUCCUAGUAUCCGGUACCUAGACCUUUCGUCCAAUGCCUUCUCCGGUGAGAUCCCCCGUAACUUCUCUGCCUCUUCUCGGCUUCAGCUCCUCAACCUCUCCUUUAAUCGCUUCACAGGAGGGAUUCCAUCAACCUUUGGAGAGCUAAUGCAGCUGCAGUAUCUAUGGCUGGAUUCAAAUCUGUUAGAAGGAACUCUGCCUUCGGCGCUUGCCAACUGUUCCUCGCUCAUGCAUUUGAGCGUUCAAGGCAACGUGCUUCGAGGUUUGAUCCCAACUGCGAUCGGGGCGCUUCCGAGACUUCAAGUGCUUUCGCUUUCACAUAAUAAUCUCUCUGGUCCAAUUCCCUCUUCUGCUUUCUACAAUGUGUCUGCGUAUCCUCCAUCGUUAAGGAUUGUUCAGCUUGGGUUUAACGCAUUCACGGGUCUUGUUUCUCCGCCGGAAGCAACAUUUUUCAGUGUUUUGCAGGUUUUAGAUCUUCAGCAGAAUCAGAUAAAUGGCGUGUUCCCCUCUUGGUUGACGAAUGUGUCCACACUGACAAUGCUCGAUCUUUCCGGGAACUCAUUCUCGGGCACUCUACCAGUUGGCAUCGGUAACCUCUUCAUGUUGGAAGAGCUUAGAGUGGCAAAUAAUUCACUUCACGGUGAUAUCCCCAAUGAGAUUCAGAAAUGCAGUUUGUUAAGCGUUCUUGAUCUUGAAGGGAACCAUUUCACCGGCGAGAUUCCUGCACUUUUGGGAGAGCUUAGGGGUUUGAAGGUAUUGUCUCUUGGGGGAAACUCUUUCUCGGGUCUCAUUCCAGUGAGUCUCGGAAGUCUUCAGGGGCUAGAAACGUUGAAUCUGGGACGUAAUAUCCUCACAGGAGACGUUCCAAAUGAGCUCAUCCAGUUGAGCAAUCUGACUACUUUGGACCUUAGUGAUAACAGAUUAUCAGGAGAAGUUCCAUCCAACAUUGGGGAUUUGCGAGAGCUGCUGGUUCUUAAUAUGAGUGCUAAUGGCUUUUCAGGGAGGAUUCCAACGAGUAUUGGAUCCCUUUUGCAACUGAGGAUUCUGGAUUUGAGCCGGCAGAAUCUCUCCGGCGAGUUACCUCUGGAACUUUCAGGCUUGCCUAAUCUGCAACACAUUGCUCUGGAAGAGAAUGCAUUAUCUGGGAAUGUCCCUGAAGGUUUCAGCAGCUUAUUGAGUUUGAAAUAUCUGAACUUGACAUCCAAUGUCUUCUCUGGUGAGAUUCCGGCAACCUAUGGCUUUCUCAGAUCAUUAACUGUUCUCUCACUAUCCAACAAUCACAUUUCCGGCUCGAUUCCAACAGAGCUCUGGAACUGUUCUGAUCUUGAGGUCCUUGAGCUCCAUUCAGAUGGUUUAACUGGUCAAAUCCCAGCCGAUAUCUCACAUCUUUCCAAUUUGAGGGAGCUCGACUUGGGCCACAACAGUUUGACUGGUGAAAUCCCAGUUGAGAUCUCCAAUUGUUCUUCUCUAAACUCACUGUUAUUGAAUAAUAAUCACCUCUCCGGUACAAUACCAGACUCUCUUUCAGACUUAACAAACCUGACCGUGCUGGACCUCUCUGUCAACAACUUGAGUGGUAUGAUACCACAGAAUCUCACCGCCCUCUCUGGCUUGAGACGCUUCAAUGUGUCAAGAAACCAUCUUGAAGGAGAGAUUCCAGAUAUGUUGGGUUCCAGGUUCAAUCCUUCUGCAUUUGCUUUCAACAAAGGUUUAUGCGGGAAGCCAUUGAAUGGGACAUGUGAGAAUGUAACCAAAGAGAACAAGAGGAAGAAGAGAUUGAUCUUAUUGGUAGUUAUUGCCAUAGCCGGAGCUCUCGGUACAGCAUUAUUUUGCUGCUGCUACAUAUUCAGUCUCUUGCGGUGGCGGAAAUGGCUCCGAGAGGGAGGCAAUGGGGAGAAGAAAAGGAGUCCAGCUCGUGCUAGCUCUGGAACAGGAACAGCAGAGGGAGGCCGUGGUAGCGGAGACAGUGGGAAUGGAGGGCCAAAGCUGGUGAUGUUUAACAACAAAUUCACAUACGCAGAGACGGUUGAGGCGACGAGACAGUUCGACGAAGAGAAUGUCUUGAGCAGGGGAAAGUAUGGGCUUGUGUUCAAGGCUUGCUUUCAGGACGGUACGGUGCUUUCCAUUCGUCGCCUUCCUGAUGGAUCCAUUGACGAAGGAACAUUCAGAAAAGAAGCAGAGUCGCUGGGGAAGGUGAAGCACAGGAACCUUACAGUUCUCCGAGGAUACUACGCUGGCCCACCGGAUGUCCGGCUGCUCGUGUACGAUUACAUGCCUAACGGAAACCUAGCAACUCUGUUGCAGGAAGCAUCACACCAGGACGGCCAUGUCCUUAACUGGCCAAUGCGGCAUCUCAUUGCCCUUGGAGUUGCCCGUGGUCUAGCCUUCCUGCACACGGCAUCUAUGGUCCACAGCGAUGUCAAACCCCAGAAUGUACUCUUCGAUGCCGACUUCGAAGCCCACUUAUCCGAUUUCGGGCUCGACCGACUCACCAUUGCCACGCCGGCGGAAGCAUCGACAUCUGCAACACCGGUGGGUACACUCGGGUAUGUAUCCCCCGAGGCGGCAUUGACGGGGCAAGUGACCAGAGAAGCAGAUGUGUACAGUUUUGGGAUAGUGUUGCUGGAGCUAUUGACAGGAAGACGACCGGUGAUGUUUACGCAGGAUGAAGACAUAGUGAAGUGGGUGAAGAGGCAGUUGCAGAGGGGUCAGAUAUCGGAGUUGUUGGAGCCUGGACUUCUGGAGAUUGAUCCGGAGUCAUCGGAGUGGGAAGAGUUCCUAUUGGGGGUUAAGGUAGGGUUGUUGUGCACCGCACCUGAUCCACUCGACCGGCCGUCCAUGGCCGACAUUGUUUUCAUGCUUGAAGGCUGUAGGGUCGGCCCUGAUAUUCCCUCCUCUGCUGAUCCCACCUCUCAGCCGUCGCCGGCAUUAUAGAAGAAGCAUUCG